Molecule: messenger RNA, 1533 nt
Organism: Ectocarpus siliculosus
Lineage: Eukaryota; Phaeophyceae; Ectocarpales; Ectocarpaceae
Source: the annotation of a GenBank genome assembly
AUGUCAAGGACAGCAGCAGCCGCAGCACUUCUCGCCGCCAGCGGAUUCUUCGCCCAGCUGCCUGUCAGCGAUGGUCACGUCUACAUGAUGAACCCGGUCUCGCGCCAGCUGUGGGGCACAGAAGCCUUCCAAGAACCGGGAUCGCCGGACAUAAAUUACUGCCCACACUGUUUCCAGAGCCGUGGGCCGGCCGCGAUCCGCGCGCGUGGUGGCGACCAGCCGUGGCCCCACUUCAACGGGGAACGUGCUAAAAACGGGAACUACAUCGAGAGUGACGAGGUGGCUCAGAGGCACGGGGUCUGCGGCGACCCCGAGCAGACCGCGGCCGAAGGCUCCAACAAGUACGGGCAGGAGAACAGCAAUUACCCCGUGCUGGAGACGUACGCCGAAGGAGGCAUCCUCGAGGUCAAGAUCGUCGUGUCGACCUACCACUGGGGCCAUGUCGAGAUGUUCCUCUGCGACGCCGACGACCUCCCGGACGGCCCCGACAGCGUCGUCACGCAGUCCUGCUUCAACGAGUACCCCCUGGACCGCGCGGAAGACGACGAGUUCAACGGCCCCAUCGACCCCCUCAACAGGGGGCGCUUCAUCCUCGACCCCCCCUGCCGCGCCAGCGAAACCGACCAGGAACUCCUGCCAGGCGCCUUCGCCGGCGACGUGGCCACCGCCCGGUUCCAGCUACCCCAGGGGGUGACUUGCGAGCGUUGCGUUGUCCAGAUGGCCUACUACACCGGCAACUCGUGCAAGCACCAAGGUUACGCCGAGUUCAACCCUCCCUCGUGGCCAAGCUCGUGCGCCCCGUCCAAGGCCGACUGGAUCAACGAGGCCGUCGGGCAGUGCGGCGACGGCGACGCUUACCCGGAGGAGUUCUGGAACUGCGCCGAUGUCUCGAUCACGUCCGACGGGGGCCCCGGGCCCGCGCCCGCCCCCACCCCGGAGACCCCCCAAAAACCCGAGGCCCCCGUGGACGAAGCCACAGAGCCUUCCCCGGCGCCUACGGCCGUCGUCGAAGAGUACGAGCCCACGUACGCCCCGACUCCGGAAGAGGAGCACGAAGAGCCGAUGACGCCGUCGCCCACGACAGCGGAACAAGAGGAGGAGGAGUACGAGGCGCGGACGCCGGCGCCCGCGACGGUCGAUGAUGACGACGAGGAAGAGGACACCGACGAGCCCACGCCCGCGCCCACCGCCGAGCUCGAGCCGGCCACGCCCAUGGACUCUCCGACCGAGCCGAUCGUGGCGACCUUCGCGCCGUCGGUGCCCCCCCCUGUCUCGACCGACCCCGACUGCGAGGACCCCGUCGGUGCGUUCGCCCAGUGCGGGGGGGCGGGGUACGACGGGUCCACCUGCUGCAGGGCCGGCUACGAGUGCGAGAAGAUGGCCGACUGCUACUCUGAGUGCCGCCCCCGCGGCGACCGCUGCUCCGAGGGCUGGGGGCAGUGCGGAGGGCUGCACCGGGAAGGCCCCGAGUGCUGCUGGCCCGGCGCCGAGUGCGUCGAGCGCAACGAGCAGUUCCACCAGAAAGAGAGCUGA